GGGGGAGUGAGCCAAGUAUUAGAACGUCUCGCUCUCCUCUUCAACUGCCUCAUCUGUUUCUUUUAAUCAAAUAUGGUGCAGAACAAAGCUGUCGUUAAAAACGUCCUAUCUGGAGAUACUGUUAUCCUGAAAGGCAGAGCACGUGCCAAUGGUCCUCCCGCCGAGCGCCUUCUAGCCCUCUCAAACGUUCAAGCUCCUAGACUAGGCAACAAGGACAAGGACGACGAGCCCUUUGCGUUUGCUUCUAGAGACUUCUUGAGAAAGACAUUGGUUGGCAAGGAGAUCAGCUUUGUGUCUGAGUAUACUGUUGGCUCCUCAAAUCCACCCAGAGAAUAUGGUUCUAUUUCCCUGCAAAACGGUGACGAUGUAGCUCAAUUGAUCGUUAAGGAAGGCUGGGCGAAGGCUCGUGAAGGCGGCAAGCGCGGCGAAUCCGAAACGAAUGACAGCUUGGAGACUCUCAAAAACCUUGAAGAAGAAGCUAGAAGCGGAUCCAAGGGAAUGUGGGGAGACAAGCAAAAGGGUCAACGCUCUGUCAAGCAUGGCAUGACCGAAGAUACCAAGACAUUUCUCAACAAGUACAAGGGAAAGCAAAUUGAUGCUAUCAUCGAACAAGUCCGUGACGCUUCUACUUUCCGAGUCUUGCUUAUGCUCACACCUCAAGAGCAUCAAAUGAUUACACUCCAACUUUCUGGAGUUAAAGCUCCUGUUGUCCGAAAGGAUAUACCAGAUCAACCUGACGUUGUAGAGCCUUUUGGUGAAGAGGCCAAAUACUUUGCUGAAUCUCGCUUAUUACAGCGUGGUGUCAAGGUCAUUUUGGAAGGCGCUGCACAAACGGGCAGCACAUUUGUUGGAUCCAUUCUCCAUCCAGCUGGAAAUAUUGCUGAAGCACUUUUAUCUCAAGGUCUUGCAAAGUGUGUUGACUGGAGCAUCACAUUAGUCACAGGAGGACCCGUGAAGCUGAGAAAUGCAGAGCGUACCGCAAAGGAGCACAAGCUUCGCCUGUGGAAGGAUUUUGUCGCAAAGGAAAAGACCUCCGAGUCCGAUUUCGAUGCUCAAGUUGUUAAGAUUGUUACUGGCGAUACCAUCAUUGUCCGCAGCAAAUCAGGAGGCGAGAAGAAGGUUCAAUUUUCAAGCUUGAAGCAGGCACCACGUGGUGCUGGUAGCACUUUGCCCUCUGCAGGCUCGAAAUCCAAGGAUAUCAAGGAAGUUGGCUAUCAGUUUGAAGCCCGUGAAUAUCUCCGAAAGAGACUGGUUGGAAAGCAAGUUCAUGUAACCAUUGAUUACGUUAAACCUGCCCAGGAUGGAUUUGAAGAGAAGGAAUGUGCCACUGUCAAAAUCGGUGAUAGCAACAUUGCCCUUCAACUCGUUGAACGAGGUCUUGCUUCCGUGAUUAGACAUCGUAAAGACGACGAAAAUAGAUCCCCUGCCUAUGACCAACUCGUCAUUGCAGAAACCAAAGCCCAGGAAGCACAGAAGGGAAUUCACAGCACUAAGGAGCAACCAAUCGUUCGAAUUACUGAUGCUUCGGAGAAUGCUACCAAGGCCCGCCAAUUUUUGACCUUUUUGAAACGUAGUGGACGUGUCAACGGUGUUGUUGAUCAUGUUGCUAAUGCAUCAAGACUUUAUAUCUGGGUUCCAAAGGAAAAUUGUCGCUUGACAUUUGUCCUCGCUGGUGUCCGUGCUCCCCGUGUUGCUCGCUCGCCAGGUGAAAAGUCUGAACCUUUUGCUGAGGAGGGCGCCAACUUCGUGUCAAACAAAGUUCUUCAGCGCGAUGUUGACAUUGAGGUUGAAAAUGUCGAUAAGACUGGUGGCUUCGUCGGUAGCUUGUUCGUAAAUGGCGAAAAUCUUUCUGUUUCUUUGCUGCAAGCUGGAUAUGCAUACAUUCAUGAAUACUCUGCAAACGAAUCCAACUACGCUAACCAGCUCUUCUCUGGUGAACGCAUUGCCAAGGCUGGCAAGAAGGGCGUGUGGGCGUCCUAUGAUGAGGACGCCGAAAAGGAGGCUGCACAGGAACAAGAGCAAACCGCAUCCGCCACUCCUAACCGUGAAUACAUUGACGUCAUUGUAUCAGAAGUUAUUGACGGAAACCGAUUGUAUGUUCAAAUUCUUAACGACCAGGCUAGAAAGUUGGAAACUCUUAUGUCAGAGUUUGCGGAUCAUCAUAAGCGAAAUGACGAACCCUCCGUUGCUAAACCCCGCAACGGCGAAGUUGUUAGUGCCAAGUUCACAGAAGACGACAGUUGGUACCGAGCGAAGGUGCGCAAAUCUUCACCUGCUGGCGUUGAGGUAGUUUACGUCGAUUAUGGAAAUUCUGAAGUGAUUCCCUUGUCACGAAUCCGAGCCUUACCACAAAAGUUCAGCUCAUUGCCUCACCAAGCUCAAGAAGCGACACUAUCCUUCGUAAAGGCUCCUGCUAAGGACCAAGACUAUGGUGUAGAGGCAUUUGAGCGUUUACAACAACUUGCUAGUGGAAAGCAACUUGUUGCAAAUGUUGACUCACGCGAUGCUGGAGUUUUGUCCUUGACUCUCUAUGAUCCCGCAAUUUCCACUAGCGCAGAUGCUAGCAUCAACUACGAUAUUGUUCGCGAUGGAUAUGGUCAUGUCAUUUCAAAGACAAGAUAUAGCGGCGGUAAUCAAGAGAUUAUCAAGAAGUUGCAAGAAGGCUUGGCAGAUGCCAAGAGAGAGAGAUUAGGCAUGUUUGAAUUCGGUGAUAACACCCCUACCGAUGAUUAGUGCUGCUUGACGUUCUAUCCCCAAAAAUAACUCGAGAGAUACGAGAUUAAGAUAUCAAAAAAUCAGUUGUUCACAUAAAAGUUUAUGCUUUCAAAAAUAAUAAGUUGACAAUGGAACACUUCACAU
Umbelopsis ramanniana AG is the source of this 2859-nucleotide messenger RNA. RefSeq lists its product as uncharacterized. The record is from RefSeq and is a predicted model, not a curated record. Gene Ontology annotation, biological process: regulatory ncRNA-mediated gene silencing; mRNA catabolic process. The transcript is spliced from 12 exons. Lineage: Eukaryota; Fungi; Mucoromycota; Umbelopsidomycetes; Umbelopsidales; Umbelopsidaceae. Gene Ontology annotation, cellular component: cytosol; nucleus; RISC complex. Gene Ontology annotation, molecular function: RNA binding; nuclease activity. Bases 73 to 2733 code for a protein of 886 amino acids.